Rhagoletis zephyria (snowberry fruit fly) is the source of this 1947-nucleotide messenger RNA. RefSeq lists its product as uncharacterized. The record is from RefSeq and is a predicted model, not a curated record. NCBI's taxonomy places the organism in Eukaryota, Metazoa, Arthropoda, Insecta, Diptera, Tephritidae.
UGCUUAGUGGGAGUGGAAAAAAUUUUCACUAUAUGGUUAGUGCAUUACCACUAUGCGCUUAGUGGUAAUGCAUUUACUACCACUAACCAUAUAGUGAACAUUUUUUUCACUACCACUAAGCAUCUAGUUCAGCACUUUAAAUUUCACUACCACUUAGUGCUUAGUGGUAGUGAAAAACUAGAUGCUUAGUGGUAGUGAAAAAAAUGUGUCACUACCGCCAUUCAAAGGGAUUCGGUCUCAAUUGCGUCUGCCUCGAGUGACUCGCACCAUUCUGAUACCACUCCAAUCUGGAUACUGCAACAGGUUAAAUUUUAACCUGAGCAAGAAACUCAGAUGUGCCCAACACGUAUUCGGCAUGCGAAUAGUCUUCCCAUGACUCGACACCAGUGUUGCCAACUUCUUUUUGAAAGUCUUUUAGCUCUUUCUAGCUGAACAAAUAAUCUAUUAUUGCCAUGCUAUGUUCAUCAUUAACAUACUUUUGGCACAGUUUUCUGUCGGCGGCGGGAUAGCUGAAUAUUUGCACAAUUGCAGAAAUAUGGAUAGGUCGGAGUGGCACAUUUCCUGGGCUGCCAAUUAGUUGAGCUUGAGGAUAAGGGUCAGGAGACAAGCCGAUCUGGGCUAAGCAAACAACUACAGUAACAACAACAAAAACAACAGCAACGGGUUAUGCCGGUGUAUCUUCACCAAGUCACUCUUUAAAUGUAAAAAAAAAAACUUUGAGCUGAUAUUAGUCCAACCGCCACAAAAACUCACUGCAUCAACUAAUUUAUACUGGAACUUGACCGCAUUGAACUUUCAUAUUUAAAAUAAUUUUAAUAUACAUAUGUAUGUACGUAUUCGCUAUGACUACAUAUUGUUAUUAUUUGUGAGCUAUUUUGAUGUAUGUAAUUGCCUGCGCAUUUAUGAGUAUUUUCUUGCGCCGCGUAGACGCUAGAUAAUGCUUCUUGCAUUAAAAAAUUUACUAGACGCUAACUUAGUACGAACCGAAUUGCGCUAGAAGUCAGAUGGUUGUUUAUAAAAAAAAAAACAGAAAUACAUAGUACCAAGAACAAAAGUACAUACGAGUAUAUUAGAACGCGCGCAAUGUUUAGAAGAAUCACAUUGUUGCUGUGCUAUUUGUUGAGCCUCUUACUGCUCAUUAGCGCCUUAUCAAAGGCAAAUCAAGCUAGCAGCAGCACCUCUCAGCUGUCUACACAGCAGCAUGGAAUAUCUGCCGAAUUGAAUACGCCUGGACGUCCACUCGCUAAACACGAAGAUGACAGCGGGUAUAACAACAUUAUUAGCAAUGAAAAUAGCAACAGCAAAUUGAGUGGACGUGACAGAUUACUUUUCUAUACGCUUCAUCACUUUGCGGUGCUCUCGAACUUUACUGUCCAGCAUGGCACUGAAGUUUUGCAAAAAGUUCUAAAAGAAGCAGCUACACUCAAUGAGUCCACAGAUGCUUUGAAAUCACACCUGCUUAGUUUUGCGGAUUAUAUAGCACGUGCCGAACAACUAAACGAAAAACCGGCCGAUGAAGUGAAGGUGGGCGAACUAUACGACAUGGUCGUACAAUUUACAGAGCUGGUGGACCGAUACAACACAACCGCGGUGGAGAAUGCCUCCACUGAGACUUUGUAUUUAGAAAUAUCGUUGAAGCAGAAUGGAUUAGAUAAGUUACACGUGGAUUUCUUACAACACUUUCUCGAUUUCGUCGAUGGGUUCAGCGCUCGAAUGGAUAAUUAUUUGAAAAGUUUGAUGCCCGAGCAACGGUUGAACGAGCGAAAAAUGAUGGAGUGGUAUCGUAAGCUUAAUGAUGAAACCGACGCGGAGAAGAAAGUGGAAAUAUUCACCAAGUUUUUUACACUAUACGCAUGAAAAUGUGCGAUAAAANGUCUGAUGUGUGAAACUGAUACGGCUGGGUAAUACCGUUGGUGACGAUGAGCAAUACCACCAGCUCCGUCAGAA